CACAGGUCAGAGUUCCCAGCAGAGCGGAAGUUGUUGGCUCAGUGUUGCUCUGCAGCACAGUGCACUUAGCAUUUAGCGGCUAACGCGCUCCUCCGGGCGUUUAUACCGCAUGUCGUUGCGGAAUAAAAACAUGAAGCGGGUUGGACUGUGCGGGAGAUGAAGCUGUUGCCUGCACAGGAAUGAUUUUCGCCAGUGUUGCCUCGGGAAAAGAGGACAGGCACGCGUAAAGAAACCCGGAAGUGCUGCUGAAGCCUCCAGCAGGCACAGACACCAUGAGUGUCAAGUAUGGCCUGGUGGGCUACAACAGUUCACGGAAGCACAUUUCCAUCUCCAUCCCCUCGUCUACGGAGGUGAUGUCCCCUCACAUAAAGUCUGUGGAGGAGCUGAAAGUUCUGGGAAUCAACCUGAGCAGCUUGAGUGCACCAACGCAGUUCCUCAUCUGUGUGGCUGGCGUCUUCCUCUUUUACCUUAUCUAUGGAUACCUGCAGGAGUUGAUAUUUUCCGUGGAAGGAUUUAGGCCUUUUGGUUGGUACCUCACUCUGGUUCAGUUUGGUUUCUACUCCAUGUUUGGACUGGUGGAGCUUCAGCUCACACAGGACAAACGCAGAAGGAUACCAGGAAAGACCUAUAUGAUGAUAGCGUUUCUCACAGUGGGCACGAUGGGCCUGUCCAAUACCUCUUUGGGCUACUUGAACUAUCCUACACAGGUCAUCUUCAAGUGCUGUAAACUCAUUCCAGUCAUGAUUGGGGGAGUGUUUAUACAAGGUAAACGGUACAACUUAGCUGAUGUGUCUGCCGCCGUCUGCAUGAGUCUGGGACUCAUCUGGUUCACCCUGGCUGACAGCAAAGUAGCCCCCAACUUCAAUGUGACAGGUGUCCUCCUCAUCUCGCUGGCUCUCUGCGCCGACGCUGCCAUUGGAAACGUGCAAGAGAAAGCCAUGAAACUCCACAAUGGCUCCAAUUCUGAGAUGGUGCUGUAUUCGUACUCCAUCGGGUUUGUGUACAUCUUAGCAGGCCUCCUGUGUGUGGGCGGGCUCGGACCAGCAGUGGCGUUCUGCUCACAGCAUCCAGUCAAGACGUACGGUUACGCGUUCUUCUUCUCUCUUACGGGUUAUUUCGGGAUCUCCUUCGUGUUGGCCUUAAUCAAGCUGUUCGGUGCCCUGGUUGCAGUCACAGUGACCACCGGAAGGAAGGCCAUGACAAUUAUACUUUCCUUCAUGUUCUUUGCAAAACCUUUCACUUUUCAGUACAUCUGGGGCGGCCUUCUGGUGCUCUUCGGCAUCUUCCUGAAUGUUUACAGUAAAAACAAAGACAAAAUGAAGCUUCCCUCCAUCAAGGACCUUAGGAACUGGCUGCUGACCGCAAAGAAAGUCCGAUUUCACUCCCAAGAAGUGUAGGAGUCGCUCCACGGGUGUGGCAGAAGUCCUUCAGGCGCAGCGAGGGCCCACGAGUCUCAGACGAUCCGCCGGCGCAUGUGCCUGAGCCAACGACGGGUUGUACAGGGUUUUUACCUCGGCCUUAUGAACCGCCGGUGUGACGAAACCCCCAUCCACCAGUGAAACACUGGUCAAGGGAAACAACGCGAUCCGCAGCAAACUGAAGGAAACUGUGGUUAUGAGAGGAUCAAUGCCUCAUGGGACGUCGUGAAGUGCAAACUUCAGAGCCCCGCAGAAACAUUCCCAACACGGAGUUCACGUAAAAAGACUAGUAAAGGGAAACCGGCUCCUUAGCUAACCAAAUUGCACAGUUUUGCACUGGAGUUGAGUCAAACACUUGGUGAACAGUACGUGAGAACAGAGGCAUGAUGUUGUGUGUCAUGUCUGAAAUGAUUGUCCCUCCUCCUCCUCUUCCACCACAACAUGAAAAAAAGAGAAAUACUUCCCCCCCGCAUGUGCCAGAAGGAUGAAACCAAACUUUGUUUUACAUUGUCAUUGUCUUUUAAAAAAAGUGGCUUUCAUAGUUUAUUAGUAAUUCAUAUUUAACUGUACCCUAAUCUUGACAAUAAUUGCAAUUUCAGUGAUCUUCUGGUGACGAUUUGGAGAAUACGAAGUCGUUUUUACUCCUCGAUAUAUCAACACUGUCAACUGCCAUGAUUUGCUAACAUAUGUUUGGGUGAAAGGGUGCAGCUCUUUUUACAAUAAAGUAUGUAUUUAGUAAUUACA
This is a messenger RNA of Salarias fasciatus (jewelled blenny), 2162 nucleotides long. It is a transcript of the gene slc35b3, whose product is annotated as solute carrier family 35 member B3. Gene Ontology annotation, cellular component: Golgi membrane; endoplasmic reticulum membrane. NCBI's taxonomy places the organism in Eukaryota, Metazoa, Chordata, Actinopteri, Blenniiformes, Blenniidae. The transcript has 10 exons. The record is from RefSeq and is a predicted model, not a curated record. The coding region runs from base 273 to 1397 and encodes 374 amino acids. Gene Ontology annotation, molecular function: 3'-phosphoadenosine 5'-phosphosulfate transmembrane transporter activity. Gene Ontology annotation, biological process: transmembrane transport; 3'-phosphoadenosine 5'-phosphosulfate transport.